Anthostomella pinea is the source of this 1392-nucleotide messenger RNA. The record is from the annotation of a GenBank genome assembly. Lineage: Eukaryota; Fungi; Ascomycota; Sordariomycetes; Xylariales; Xylariaceae.
AUGCCUCGACUCGUCCGCCGAAGACCGCUAAUGGAGCGUGUCAAGGCCAUGCUCAACCCCAUGGACUUCCUGCUGUGGCUGUCCGAGGAGAUCGAGACUCGCGACUGGGAUUCCAAGCUCGUCGGUACCCAGCUGGGCCUCGCCAUGAACUUCGCUUUCCUACUUGCGCGCGCCAAUAGUGGAGGCUCCCGCGCCGCGGAUCCGGUGUUCGACGAGGGCGGGACGUCGGGGUGGUUCAGUUUCUUCGUCGGCACCCUACUCUGGCUCCUAAUCGGCUGUUCUGUCAUCAACGCCUUCUACACCAUGUACCGAUCCCGCCACUACCGAUUAUUCGAGGCCGACGUUGAAAAACCACCGUCGACACCCUCUGCCCAACGCGUCCGAGUCCAGUCCUCACCCGUCUCGUCGUCGCCGCUGCGAUUCUUGACUGAUAUGAUGAGUUUCGAGAGCGCAGAGUCCAGGGCGCAUCCGGAUAGGACCCGGGACGUCUGGCAGCUCUCGGUCUGGGACCCUCUGCCCAUCUCGCUGCGCAUCUUCUGCUUGUUCAGCCCCGGUCAUGUCCUCGUGUACAUGAUGUUCCUCCCGCUGGUGCCUCUCGACGCCAGACCGAGUGUUACCGUGUUCAACUGCAUCGUCCUGCAGAUCAUCCUCUCGGUGCAGCUGGUGCUGUUUCAGUCCAGGUUCUCCCAGCAGAACAAGGACACAUCUGUUAUCCAGAAGGAGGUCAUGCACGAGUAUGACACCAAAUUUGUCCAUCCUCGCCUGUACCCGACCGUCAGAGAUGCAGGGACACAGUUGUCAAUGGAUGAUGACAAUGAAGCGGAAUUUGUGGAGGUUGGCACUCGUACUGUCCAACUACGUCGGGGCUUCGAGACCCGGCCGAACCCCAACUACGCAAGGCACAUUAAUCCCGAUGUGACCGGUUCAUCGCAUAUGAACAAAGUCAUGGCCCCUGGCUUAUUCACCCCUCCAGUCGCCUCACGUCAAUCAGCGCCCUUCGGCAGUGAGCUGAGAAGCCGACAGUUGACGAGUAAGCCCGCAAGAAAGAGCACACCAGGCCCGACACCUUUAAGCCAGGCUACGACCCGGUCGGUGGCCACUUCUUCGACCAAUACCGGUGAUGGGGGCUACCUUGGAGUCUACAACCACCCCAGCUCACCCCUGAAGAAGGCUCCAAGUCUUGGGGACCUUCAGUUCAGGUCGCCUCGCAACAAUGGCGAGAUGGCACGAAUCGAGCAAUACCAGUCACAGCAAGGGGACCGAAGCUCGAGCCCCUUGAAAAGCUCUCGCAAGAGUACGGGUACGUCGGCGGCGUUGAACCCACAACCGUCUAGAGCAUGGGGGAGGCCCCAGCAGCAAUCGUACGAGAGAUACCCGUCGAUGUUCCAAUGA